CGAGAGAGCCAGCGGCGCGGUCGAGGGUCGGCGUCCUGCCCGUCAAGCGGCUUCUGGAAGCGGCAGACUUGACGCUCCCCUCGGCCCAGCAGCGUCGCGCCCGCGCUCGACGGCGCGUCGAGGCGCACCGAGCGCGGGCCAGCCUGUGCAGGGACCUGGGGGCCUACUUCCUGGAGGUCAACAGGGUGACGCGCAGCUCGGCGACGCUGUGCGAUCGAUACUUCUCCGACUUCCGCAAGUGGGCCACUCAGGCAGGGAUGCCGCUGUCGACGCCAGUCGAGAUCGACCUUGCGCUCGUGGAUCACCUCGAGGAUCUGUACUUCAGCUGGUUCAACCACGACGCGGGCGAGAAGGUAGUGGCGAGCCUGGAGUUUCGCAUUCCCGAGCUGAAGGUGCCUGGCAGCACGCUGCUGCCCAGGGCAAAGAACGCUCCACGGGGCUUUCGCCGCCUGGCGCCAGGCCUGAGCCGCGCACCAUUUCCUGGGCUGGCGCUCUGUGCGAUGGCAGGCUCGGCGAUGGCCCUCGGCUGGCAGGAGAUGGCGUACUGUUUGGUGCUGAUGUUCAGGACCUACCUGCGCCCCACAGAGUGCUUGACGCUGGCUGUGGGCCAGCUGGUCCCGCCGCACUUGGGCACGGGGACCACCUCGUGGGCGCUGCUGCUGGCUCCCAUCCGAGCUCUCGGUGGCUUCGAAGACCCGCGAGACUUCUUUCGCCUGGCCAAACGGUCACCAGCGACGCAGCGCCUGUGGCCCUUCGGCUCGCCAACCUUCUCCAAGGAUUUCAACCGGCUCGCGGAGCUUGCCGACCUGUCGAACCCGAGGCCCCACCCCUACAUGCUCGGGCACGGGGGGGCCUCAGACGACGCCCUUCGGCACGAGGGGACCUUGGAGGAGGUGAAGAGGAGGGGCAGAUGGCGUGCAGACUCGUCGGUGCGCCGCCACGAGAAGCAUGCCUUGGUGCUCAAGCAGGCGGACAACAUGACGCCCGUCGCCCGCGAGUGCGGCUGGCUGGUGGCCGACCACCUGCUGGAUAUUCUGGUAGGGCGCCGCGCCGCGCCCCAGCCGCCCAACGUGAGAGCUCUGCAGCUGAAGCAGGCAGGCGGCAGGCGGCGCGGCAAGCCCUGA
This is a messenger RNA of Prorocentrum cordatum, 1124 nucleotides long. NCBI's taxonomy places the organism in Eukaryota, Dinophyceae, Prorocentrales, Prorocentraceae. The record is from the annotation of a GenBank genome assembly.